AUGGCCCAAUCGUUUAGGGAUAUUUUUAACUCUUUUUCAGGCAUGGCUUCUGCCCAAUCUUCAGGACCAGUUGAAGAUACUUCCGAAAGAGUUGAAGUAUCCUCACUUGCGCUGCUCAAGAUGUUGAAACACGGCCGUGCUGGAGUCCCAAUGGAGGUUAUGGGAUUGAUGCUAGGGGAAUUUGUGGACAAUUAUACGAUCAGGGUUGUGGAUGUUUUUUCAAUGCCCCAAUCUGGCAAUAGUGUGAGUGUGGAAGCAGUGGAUCCGGUAUAUCAGACGGUUAUGCUGGAUCAACUUAAGCGAACUGGGAGGCCUGAAAUGGUGGUUGGUUGGUACCAUUCUCAUCCGGGUUUUGGUUGUUGGUUUUCUGGCACUGACGUGAAUACUCAGCAAAGCUUUGAACAACUAAAUCCCCGCGCCGUGGGCAUAGUGGUGGAUCCCAUUCAAAGUGUUAAGGGCAAGGUCGUAAUUGACUGCUUUAGACUAAUAAAUCCUCACCUAAUGAUGUUAGGGCACGAACCCAGGCAAACCACUAGUAAUAUUGGCCACUUACAAAAGCCCACAAUUACAGCAUUGGUGCAUGGCUUGAAUCGUAACUAUUAUUCUAUUGUUAUAAAGUACAGAAGAACUCAGCUUGAGACAGAUAUGAUGAUUAAAUUUCACCAAUUUAAGUGGACAAACGAACUGAAAAUACAAAAUCUGUCGGAGUUUUCCAAGGAAAAUGACCAGGGAAUUGAGGAGUUGAGUCAGCUGAUAGAAAAGUAUAAGAACGAGAUACUGGAAGAAGCUAAAAUGUCGCCAGAAGAGUUACAACUUUCACAAGUGGGGAAGAUUGAUGUAAAGAAUAGACUUGAGAAUUGCGUAACUUCAUUGUUAAACAACAAUAUCCUCCACUCCAUAUCCCUGAUGCUACCCACACAGUAUAUUCAGUAA
Babesia microti strain RI is the source of this 933-nucleotide messenger RNA. Its product is annotated as 26S proteasome regulatory subunit N11. Gene Ontology annotation, molecular function: protein binding; metallopeptidase activity; proteasome binding. Gene Ontology annotation, cellular component: proteasome regulatory particle, lid subcomplex. The transcript is spliced from 5 exons. NCBI's taxonomy places the organism in Eukaryota, Apicomplexa, Aconoidasida, Piroplasmida, Babesiidae. Gene Ontology annotation, biological process: proteasome-mediated ubiquitin-dependent protein catabolic process; protein deubiquitination. The record is from RefSeq and is a predicted model, not a curated record. Bases 1 to 933 code for a protein of 310 amino acids.